CUUCUAUCACUUGAGCAUUUGGUUUUUACAAGCGAGUUAAUUUUUAUUUCCCAUUUUUGUGAGAAAACAAACUUGAGGAAAUUAUUCUAGCUGCCGUCGAAAAGUAUUAAUACAACUAAUUGGAUUAAAACGGAAACAUCUGGCGGAUUAGUGAAAUAAAAUUGGUCAACGAAUUGAAAUUUGCCAAAGAAGAAGAAGAAGAAGUCUGAUUCAAGAUUGAACCUGAAACCUGACCACCUGCAGAUCCACAUCGUCCCAUUGUUAUGGAAACGCUGACUAAAAACAUCGAUAAUUCAGAUGAGAAAAAUUCUAUUACCACUAUGAACCGACACGAAAUAACUCCUGAGAAUCGUGCGUCUGUUUUGGCAACCUUAAUGGAAGAUGAUACGGACUCUGAGAAUUCGAACAACAUCUUUAAAACUUCAGAACUUACUCCCGAUGAUCGUGCGUCUACUUUCUCUAACCCACCUGCAGAUCCACAUCGUCCUAUUGUUGUGGAAACCCUGACUAAAAACAUCAAUGCUUCAGAUGUUCAAAAUUCUAUUAGCACUGUGAAGCACCACGAAAUAACUCCUGAGAAUCAUGCGUCUGUUUUGGCAACCUUAAUGGAAGAUGAUACGGACUCUGAGAAUUCGAACAACAUCUUUAAAACUUCAACUUCAAACUUGGAGCAUUCUAGCAACAUCUUUAAAUUAUCCCAUUACGACGAUGACAAACUAGAACGUUCUGCUUUAGGAAGGAGUUUAAUUUAUAGUUGCGAUUCGAGCACUCAGUCUUUGAAGAGCUCUGAAAAAAACAAAAAUAUCCCUGAUGUUAACAGCACUGUUGUCUCAAAGCCAUCUGCAGAUCCACAUCGUCCCAUUGUUAUUGAAACCCUGACUAACAACAUCGAUAAUUCAGAUGAAAAAUAUUCUAUUACCACUAUGAUCCGACACGAAAUAAGUCCUGAGGAUCGUGCGUCUGUUUUGGCUACCUUAAUGGAAGAUGAUACGGACUUUGAGAAUUCGAACAACAUCUUUAAAACUUCAACUUCAUACUCGGAGCAUGUUAGCAACAUCUUUAAAUUAUCCCAUUACGACGAUGGCAAACUAGAACGUUCUGCUUUAGGAAGGAGUUUAAUUUAUAGUUGCGAUUCAAGCACUCAGUCUUUGAAGAGCUCUGAAAAAAACAAAAAUAUCCCUGAUGUUAACAGCACUGUUGUCUCUAAGCCAUCUGCAGAUUCAGAUGAAAAAUAUUCUAUUACCACUAUGAUCCGACACGAAAUAAGUCCUGAGGAUCGUGCGUCUGUUUUGGCAACCUUAAUGAAAGGUGACACAGAUUCAGACACCUCAAACAAAAUCUCAAAAUCAUCAGAACUAACUUCCGAGAAUAAAGAUGAUACAGACUCGAAGUGUUCUAGUAAAACCUUUAAGUUAUCCGAUAACGACGAUCACAAACUAGAACGUUCCGUUUCAGUAAGGACAUUAAAUUACAACUGUGAUUCGGCCACUGAAUCUUUGAAGAGCUCUGAAGGAAGCUCUUUGGCCCUUCAAACAGUCUUGGAUACACAACGAUCAGAAAGAUUCCAAUGUUUUAAUGUUUCAGUGGAGACUAUGGCUGAUAAAGAAAGCUCCGCUUCGAAUUCACAACCCUUGGGGGAUCCUUCGACAGGAGGCAAUAUUGAUAUCUGGAAAAAAACUACUGAGUGUUGUGUAUCCACUUUGGCAGAUUUAUUGGAAGAUGACAGAUAUUCUGAAAGUAGCACUAAAUCAUCAGAUGAAGAUGAAGAGAAGCAGCUAAAAUAUUCCGACACAGUGUCAAUUGUUAUAAUUGAUGACACUGAAAGCAGCGAUACAGAAUUAGAAUCGCCGAACAGAUAUGAAACAUCUAUAACUUAUCCCAUUGAGAUUUCAUAUGCAGAGAGCUCUCUGACCUCUCAAUCCACAUCGGAUUCACAGCAAUGCCAACAUAUCUCAGAGGACUCUUGCACUUCCGAAGCAUUAUCGACCGAAAAUGACGAUAAAGUGGUACAAGAGAACAACGAAAGUUUUAUGCAGCAAAUAUCAACUCUCGAUUCCAUUCUGGAAGAGGAGGAGGUGUCUUCCAAAUCAGUAAGCGGAACAACUGCGCGCUCAACAAUUGAGGAAUUCCAUCGCUCUGGAAAUAUACAGAAAUCGGAUGGAUCGAGCCAAAUAGAGCAACGAAAAAAAGAAAAGGCAGAUGCCUUAGUUUUAUGUGAAUUGUCACCUCGUCUCGCGCUUUCCGCUGAGAAAGUGAAGUUGCAAUCAUGCGAAGAAAAACUUGAGGAUUCAAUAUUACUCGAUAAUCCACUGGCUCAAAGCAGCAUGAUUCAGUCUGACGAAAUGAAUCGAUCAUUAAGUGCGGCCAAAAAGCAGAUCGAUGAACUGAAACAGCUACGACAGCGCAAUUCUGAACAAUAUGAAACAUGUCGAGAACGCACUAGAGAACUGGACGAUCAAUCAAUUUUGGAAAUGCGGACACAAUUGCGAGCAACGGGAAAUCAAUUGAGCAUUGCAAGGGCGCAAAUUGUCAAACUGAAAAAGCAGAUAAGCGAAACAAAUGACGCUAAUGUAGAUAGAAAUACUUUGGAGCAAUAUGAAAAUAUUGUAGUCAAGUCGCAGCAAAAGGUGCUUACUUUACAGGCACAAAAAGAUGCUUCUGAACUGAAGCUGGCAUCGCAAUUAGCCAAGGCCGAAAGAGAUCUGGAAUUGGCGCAAAAAAAUCAAGAACUUGCCAAACAACAACUGGAAGAAAUUAAAGCACAAGUGGAAAAACUGAAAGAGGAACACCACAAAGAAGUAGGAGAGCUGCAAGAGCAAAAGGGUGCGCUUGAAACCGAAAAUAAGGCAUAUCUUAAAGAUAUCUCUACUCAUUGCGAAUCCAUCAAGAAAUUCAAGAGGCAGGUUGCAAGUCUGCAAGCAGAUUCAAUCAUUAGAAGUAGAAUUCAAUCAGAAGGAAAGUCAGCUGAAGAAAUUGAGAAAUUGAAAAGUGAUUUAAAGAAAUCUCAAGAGCAGUUUAAAGUGUUUAAAGAACAAUUGCAAAAAGUGUCACUGGAAAAGAAGGAACUGCAGAGUGACAAAGCUGAAGCAGAUUCAAUCAUUAGAAGUAGAAUUCAAUCUGAAGAAAUGUCAGUUAAGGGAAUUGAGAAAUUGAAAGAUUUAAAUAAAUCUCAAGAGCAGUUCGAUGUGGUUCAAAAAGAAUUGCUAAAAGUGUCACUGGAAAAGAAGGAACUGCAGAGUGAGAAAGCUGAAGGAGAUUCAAUCAUCAGAAGUAGAAUUCAAUCUGAAGAAAACUCGGCUGAAGAAAUUGAAAAAUUGAAAAGAGAUUUAAUGAAAUCUCAAGAGCAGUUCGAAGUGGUUCAAAAAGAAUUGCUAAAAGUGUCACUGGAAAAGAAGAAACUGCAGAGAGACAAAGAUGAAGCAGAUUCAAUCAUUAGGAGUAGAAUUCAAUCUGAAGAAAAGUCAGCUGAAGAAAUUGAAAAAUUGAAAAGGGAUUUAAUGAAAUCUCAAGAGCAGUUCGAAGUGGUUCAAAAAGAAUUGCUAAAAGUGUCACUGGAAAAGAAGGAACUGCAGAGUGAGAAAGCUGAAAGAGAUUCAAUCAUCAGAAGUAGAAUUCAAUCUGAAGAAAACUCGGCUGAAGAAAUUGAAAAAUUGAAAAGAGAUUUAAUGAAAUCUCAAGAGCAGUUCGAAGUGGUUCAAAAAGAAUUGCUAAAAGUGAUACUGGAAAAGAAGGAACUGCAGAGUGACAAAAAUAAGACAGAAUCUGAAGAAAAGUUAGCUAAGGAAAUUGAGAAAUUGAAGGAUGAUUUGAAGAAAUCUCAAGAGCAGUUCGAUGUGGUUAAUCAUCAGUCGCUAAAAGUGUCACUGGAAAAGAAAAAUCUGGAGGAUGAUAAAGGUAAGGCUGAAACAUUCAAAAGCCAUGGAUUUAAAUCAGAAGUUGAAGACAUGGAGAAAAUUAAAUUCGAUUUAAAGGAAUCUGAAAAGCAGUUGAAAAUGGUUGAAAAAAAAUUGCUAAAAGUCUUUUUAGAAAAGGAAAAAGUCCAGGAUGAUAAAGUUAAGGCUGAAACAAUCCUCAAAAGUAGAAUUCAUAAUGAAGAAAAGUCAGCUGAAGAAAUUGAGAAAUUGAAGGAUGAUUUAAAGAAAUCUCAAGACCAAUUCGAAGUGGUUCAAAAAGAAUUGCAAGAAGUGUCACUGAAAAAGAAGGAACUGCAGAGAGACAAAGAUGAAGCAGAUACAAUCAUUAGAAGUAAAAUUCAAUUUGCUGAAAAGUCGGCUGAAGAAAUUGCAAAAUUUAAAGCAGAUUUGAAGAAAUCUCAAGACCAGUUCGAAGUGGUUCAGAAAGAAUUGCAAAAAGUGUCGCUGGAAAAGAAGGAACUGCAGAGUUACAAAGCUGAAGCAGAUUCAAUCAUUAGAAGUAGAAUUCAAUCUGAAGAAAAGUCAGCUAAGGAAAUUGAGAAAUUGAUGGAUGAUUUAAAGAAAUCUCAAGACCAGUUCGAAGUGCUUAAAGAACAAUUGCAAAAAGUGUCACUGGAAAAGAAGGAACUGCAGAGUGACAAAGAUAAAGCAGAUUCAAUAAUUAGGAGUAGAAUUCAAUCUGAAGAAAAGUCAGCUGAAGAAAUUGAAAAAUUGAAAAGAGAUUUAAUGAAAUCUCAAGAGCAGUUCGAAGUGGUUCAAAAAGAAUUGCUAAAAGUGCCACUGGAAAAGAAGGAACUGCAGAGUGACAAAGAUGAAGCAGAUUCAAUAAUUAGGAGUAGAAUUCAAUCUGAAGAAAAGUCAGCUGAAGAAAUUGAAAAAUUGAAAAGAGAUUUAAUGAAAUCUCAAGAGCAGUUCGAAGUGGUUCAAAAAGAAUUGCUAAAAGUGUCACUGGAAAAGAAGGAACUGCAGAGUGACAAAGAUGAAGCAGAUUCAAUAAUUAGGAGUAGAAUUCAAUCUGAAGAAAAGUCAGCUGAAGAAAUUGAAAAAUUGAAAAGAGAUUUAAUGAAAUCUCAAAAGCAGUUCGAAGUGGUUCAAAAAGAAUUGCUAAAAGUGAUACUGGAAAAGAAGGAACUGCAGAGUGAGAAAGCUGAAGGAGAUUCAAUCAUUAGAAGUAGAAUUCAAUCUGAAGAAAACUCGGCUGAAGAAAUUGAGACACUGAAAGCAGAUUUAAGGAAAUCUCAAGAGCAGUUUAAAGGGGUUAAAGAACAAUUGCAAAAAGUGUCACUGGGAAAUGUAAAAAUGUCAGUGCAAUGUGAAAAAGGGAAAACUGAAGUAUUCGGUGCUUCGUCUGGUGCGGCUCUACCGAAUGAACUAAAGCAAUUGAGCCUGACGAAAAUUACUAAGCAGUUACCUAAUCUGCAGAAAGAGUUGAUAAAGACGCGAAAGCAGCUGGAAUCGAUGAGUGAACAAUUGACAGAUUUGUCGGGCGAAAACCAAAAGCUUCGAUUGAUUAAAAUAGACGACAUCAGGGAGUCGACGGAAGCCGUCAACGAACUGUUGGAAAAAAUGAAUGUUACACAAAAGGAAUUCGAAAAAGUGCGCCAAGAAUUGCCGCAAUCGAGCGAAGAAAUCAGUCGUUGGUUGCUUUCCAUUGACGCCGAUCUUCAGAUUGAAUUAACAAAGGCCAAGCAGCAAAGAAAUGCAAUGGAAAAAAGACUAUUCGAACAAAGAAUUGAAAAUAAAAAAUUGAAAAAACAGUUGCGACGAUUUAAGGUAAACGAGCGAAAAACAAUAGAAGAACAAAGCAAAAGCCGCAAAAAUAUAGAUAUCUGGAAGAAGAGAGCUGAAUUUGCACGCGAAGAGACGCAGAGAACAAGGGACGCUCUGCUUACGCAAAUACAUGAGCUUCAUAAGGAUAAAGACGUACUAAACGGGGAAAAGAUGGCGAUGGAAAAGAAACAGAAAGAUCGCGAAGAAAGAAUCUUGCAGUUGAACGAGCAAUUGAAGAAGAAAUCGCAGCAACUCAAUGACUCGCAGCAAUCGAAUGUGAGUCUGAGCGAAAUAAUGGAACGCCUGCAAUUGGAUCAAUCGGUGCGAGACCAGAACGAGGUGAAGGCGAAGGAGGAUCGAAUGGUUAUUCAGCAUAGCCUCCAAUCGAUGACGGCCGCGCUCCAAGUUGCGAAUUCAAAGCUGAAGAAAUCCCAAUGCGAAAUUCAAUGUAUGGAAGAGAAAACUACAGAGUUAAAUUUAGAAAUUGGCGGCCUCAAUCUGAAUAUAUCGCAGGCCAAAGUGCGUGAGACAGCGCUUAAGGAAUCGCUUGAGAAGACCAAUCAAAAGGUAUGCGAACUCAAGGAAAAAAUCAAAUAUGCACGAGCGCAACGUGAAGAAUGCGAACAUAGCAAGAGUUUGAUUAAAAUGCUUAACACCGAUUUAAAUAAACUGCAAUCGAGUUACGAUAAACAACAUUUCAGCAUUAACACAAUGUUAACUCGUAUGCAACAACUUCAAAACGACUGUCAAACUUUGCAGGAUCAAAAUCAGGAAUUGCAACAAUAUAUUGACUCUGCAAAUGAACGCGAGAAAACACUUUGUACAUCGCUCGCAACGAUCAACAAAGAAUUCGAAUUGGAGCGUGCCAAUAACAUUGCGCUUAAAAUCGAAUUAGAAACUAAUCAGAUCACUUUGGAGCAAACUCGCAAUCAUUCUAAGCUACUCGGUGAUCUUCAAGAGCGUUACAACGCACUCAAAUCGGCAGCGAAUGCCGAUGAAAAGGAGAAUGUUGAAAAGAUCGCUAGACUUCGCAACAAAUUGCGCAAAAUAGAUAUGUUGAACGAUCGUUACCUUAAAGCAUUAAAUUAUUGGAAAAGUCAUGCAGAGGAUUUGAAAAACGAAAUCGAGUGUCAGAAACAGAAGCUGUCACAGGCAAAUAAAUUUACUCAGACAGUUUUCUCUGGAUGUGAUCCAGACAACAGCUGCUAACUGGAAAUAAGAAGGAAUCUUGAAAUAAAUACACAAGGAAUUUCUAAAUUUGUUUUGCCAUAAGUUUUAUUUACCGCAUCCAUGAAAUGCAUAAAAUGUGGGUACGAGAAUGUAUGUUAUUGCUGGAACGAUCCAUUUAGUUGUUGGUUGUAUCUCGAACUGGGCAAUGGUAUUGUAUAAUGUUUAUCAAUUUAAUUAUGUUUUUUUUUUUUUUUUUUGCAUGUUUUGGUUGCCUUAUUUUCGGUUAAUAUAUAUUUGUAUUUUUAAUAUAUGUGUAUAAUAUAUGUAUAUAUGUAUAUAAAUUUAGUUAACAUUAAUUCAUUUAAUAUACUCAUAUGCCAUUCGGUAUUCACUUCAACUAUUCUUUCAUUCUUUGUUUUCUUUUUUUCUA
Messenger RNA from Drosophila nasuta, 7284 nucleotides. RefSeq names its product putative leucine-rich repeat-containing protein DDB_G0290503. The record is from RefSeq and is a predicted model, not a curated record. The transcript is spliced from 7 exons. NCBI's taxonomy places the organism in Eukaryota, Metazoa, Arthropoda, Insecta, Diptera, Drosophilidae. Bases 264 to 6893 code for a protein of 2209 amino acids.